AAGUUGCCCUGGAGGGAACCUGGGAGCUUUACAAACAGGCGUUGCCUUCAAAGGGAGCCCAAGACACAGAUCAGUGCUAUGGUCAAGUCCAGGAACUAUUGCACACAGUCUUUUUGUUCUUUGACUGUUGUAACUCGGUAAAAUGGGCCUGAGCUACUCCAGGGCUCAUCAUAAGGUGACAAAAGUGGCACCAGUGCAAACCAGAGAGGAGGUGCCUACUUCCCCUUGCACGGCCGCCGUGUGUGGAUUUCACAGCACCCUGGAAGAGAGACGUUUAUGCUCAUUUGCAGCCAUGGAAGAGCGAAAUCCAGUGUUUCAAAGGCAGCUUCCACCCCUAAGAGAAACUCUGUAUGGCAGAUGCUCCACAGUGCCCAGACCCAUUUCUUUUGACAUCAUGAUGGAAAAGGGAGAAACAAGUAUUAUUAAACAGCAUCCGCCUCGAAGACUCCAAAAGCUGGAACCCGCUGACCUGCCACAAGUAAUCGCUUCCGAAAAGCUCCUCAGGCAGCAGGAAGGGGCAGCGGCCCGAAAAGCAAAGGAGCUGGAGAAGCGAGUGCAAACUGCAAAAUAUACGUCUGGAAGACGACAGCACUUACACAAGCUGCAGAUGUUAGAAAUGAACCGCAAGCGAGAAGAGAUGAAUCAUUUACAAAGCCAGGAGGCACUGAAGAGAAGUCUCCACAGGGAGGAAAAAACCAACAAACAAAAAACGAGGGAGCUCAAGGCUAAGAAAGUCCUCGAAACUCUUCAGAGAAACAAUUGCUCUGAAGGUGAAGACCUUGUCCCCAUUGAGCAUGAUCAAACUUUUAAUGGAGACCAGGGAAAUACAUGGGAUGGAGAAUUCUUGGAGCGACACGAGAUGGCUGAAUCCUAUCCCAGCCAGAACAGUAAAGUGGAAAUGUGGUUCGUAAAGCACCAGGAGCCACAAGAUCUAUUUUGGGACAGCUCUAGCACUGACUCGGAUGACUGGAGAAGAGAAGAGAGAAAGCUGGGUCGCAGACCUGCACUAGUGAGAACCAAGACGGAGAGAAUCCCUCUGUUUGAUGAGUUCUUUGAUAAGGAAUUCUAACUGCAAAUGAGCCGGGUGGGACUGGAGUCAUGCACUGAAAAAGCUCAGUUCUCGGAUUAUGCUUUAAACCCACUGGAUGGAUAGACAGCCGCUGUUAAGAAUAACUUCUCUUGUGAAGUAAAUAGAGUUUGUGCAAGUAUGAAGAAAUACAAAGGAACACUGCAGAUACUGAUAUAACCAAACCCAUUUAUCUUUGCAGGUCUCGAAGGGCCACUAUUGUGAAGGUGCAUCUGCUUUGUGGAAAAAUAUAAUGAGAAAUUCAGGGGUAUAUACAACAAUAUACUGGAACGGAAAUUAUUUAUCAUGCAGCUGUUUUAACGCAGCUAAGAUGGGGGCACAUAGGGAGAUGCCAUUGAACAAGAAAUAAAGGGUAAGACCAGUCCUACAGUCCUGAGACACACAAAAUGCCCAUUGAUUUUGGCAGGAGUUUUGUGUGAGUUUGGAUUGUGGGAUCAGAUGACCCGACUCUCAGGAGACUUACUCCCUCUUCUUGUCUCACCCCCCUGCUCACCUUUGCUCUUCUCUUUUAAGACCCUCUUUGGGGGAGAAACACCUUCAAGGUAGCUCCUAGGGCCUAGCCUGGCACAUCCUCACCCUUUUCUCCUAUUGACAUUUACGAGUACCUAAGCACACGCACAAGAGGAAUUGUGGAAUUAACAAAACAGACGCCUUACCUUGCCAUUCAGUCACACUUUGACCUCUCCGUCCUCUUGUCGGUAUGUCAUCUAAUUAGCUCAAGAUCUGCAAGUGACCUUUGGCCGGAUUCUGACUGCACUUACACCAGCAUAACUUAGUUGACUUCACUAGAACUACUCCUGCUUUAUAAAGAUAUCAGAGCACAGUGGGGCCGGUUGCCGUCAUCUGUCUAUAAAGAACCUAGCAACAAAUAGUAAAUAAAGAUACAUCGAACUUAAACCCACAUUCCCGUCCCUCCAUUUUCGACCUCUUUUAUCCUUCAAAUUAGGCCAUUUACUGUCUAUACACUUCGACAGCCCCAUCGUUGUAAUGCUGAGCAACUCACAAACAUUAAUGAAUGUAGCUCACCACAUCCUUGUUAGGUAGCUCAGUAUUACAAUUCCCAUUUUACAGAUGUGGACUCAGAUAUAGAAAUAUUAUGGUUGGGAUUUUCAUAGGAGCCUUGGGGAGUUAGAUACCCACCGCCAACUGUAUUUCAUUGGGAGCUGGGUCUUUAACUCCCUUAGGCUCUUUUCAAACUCCCAGCCUAAGUGGCUUGCCCAGGAUCAGAAAGUCUGUAGCGGAGACUAGAUUUGAAUCCAGAUCCAGGUCAGAGUCUUAACUGUGGGCUUGUACUUCCUUAUCCCCUCUUUCCAUGCAUAUAACUGCCAUGUAAUGAGUCGGACUAGAUUGUCACAAUGGUCCCUUCUGGCCUUAUAAUCUAUGAAUUUUUGCAUCUUUGCCUGCUUCAACUAUGAGAAAAUAACUGACACUGUCCCAAAAGUUCAGACUAGGUACAGUGAUUGCAUGACAACCCCCCCACAAAGCAAACGGAAACCAAAAUCGAAUCAAAUGUUAAAAUAAAACAAAAAAAGAGAUUAAUUUUGAGAAGACAACAAUGUAAACAGUAAAGGUUGCUAAUGACUAAUGACUGUUUUACUUGGAUUCUAUGUUUUAAAAAAAAUAUCUCUGUGAACGCUUUCCAGAUUGUGAAAGCUUUAUUGGGUAAAGAGAAAAGUCAGUGGUUUAAUGGGAUGGAACAAUUCACCUGGCACUAGGCUAUACACCUGUCCUCUAAAUGAUCCCACAUAUUUCCCUCUUGUGUUCCCAUCUGUCAACAAUUAAGCUAUAAUUGGUGGAAAUGGAAUUUAUCCUAGACAAGUGCUGAUUAGUUUAGCGAUAGUUGGGUUGGAAGCAUAUGGAAAAACUGCACACGGAUAAGAAUAUGUGGAAUAAUCAGUCCUUUUCACAUAUUCUAUGGGAGGAAAAGAUAUGUAACAUUAAUGGAUCAAAAUGAUUACGUAUGACAUACACUUAUCUAUGGAAAAAAUGUUUGCUGUUUUUCUUGCAGUUCAGAGUUCUUUGAUGCCAAUAAUGACAAUUUUCAAAUGUACUGAUUUAUUCUAAAUAAUUGUAACCUUUACAGAGGCAGACUGCAACUCAUUUUUACUCUGAUACUUUCUAACACUGGAAAUUAAAAUGCUUUCCUUUCUGUUAAGCCUGGAAUUUAGAGUCUCCCACUCACCCACACACAUAUACACACCAGCUGUAGCUCCACAAAAGAAUUUUGAUUGUAGUGGUUAUCUUUGGAGAGCCACAGAUUUCAGAUGGUUGCUACCUUCCUAUAAUUUUAAAGGUAUGUCAUUAUGAUUGGCUAUUUAUACUGGGUGAAAUUCACCCCAUAGAGAGGGGUACAUUUCGCCUAGUAAGAACAUCCACACACAAUACCAGUACAUAACGCUGGCAAAUUUUGCCUUCUAUUUGGCAAACCCUGAUUCAUUAUAAUUCUAAUGCAACAGAAACCCUCAUAUCUGCUUUAGGAGACAUAACUCCGCUCAAGCCUUAACAUAACGGAAGAGGCGUCAUCAGAAGCAUGCAGAACGUUGGGAGCUGUCUGUAGUUUAGUGACUAGUACGAGCUCAUCUGUUUCUCAGUGCACUGUCACUUAUGUGUUUAUCAAUCUCACAGUGCACUAACGGGGUAUUUUUAAAAGUGGAACUAGAUUUCAAUUCUGUAGGACAUUUUCAACCAGUUCUUAAGCAUGUUAAAGCUCAAGUGCAACCCUAACAUGAAAAUCUGAUGUAAGCACAGGUUUAUUCAAUGGUAAAAGUGGCGUUAAUGUAGAGUUAAGAUUGCUUGGUGGUAUGUCGUCCCUUUGCGCAACAUUGAGUUGAGCAAAACUCAAACUUUUGAAAACCAGGAAAUGGAGAAUUAAGGUUUGCCCAUGCGACCUUAACUCUGCCCUUGUUCAGCAAUGCCCCAAUACGCCCUGUAACCACACCUAUCUUUACUCUGCCUGGCCCAUUCACUCUUACCCACCAAAUCCCAUGUCAUGCCAUUAAAGAACAAAUAGGAAAAAAAAUUAAAAAUUGCCUGUGCCACCUUCCCUCUAUCCUCUAUUGAACAAUGCCUCAAUAUGCACGUAGCACAUACUCAUGUUGGUCCUUGGUACUAUAAGCUUCAGGAGGUUCUAGAUUCUGGUGCACACUCACACACUUAGCCAACUCCCCAGAAAGAAUACUACACAUGUUCGAUCUAAGAACCACUUCACAUUAUGGGCAACCUUAACUCUGCAUUUCCUAGAGCUUUAGUUUUGCUCAACUCAGCAUUCUGCAAGACAAUGACAUAUCACCAAGCAACCUUAACGCUAUGUUAAUGCAGUUUUUUGCCAUUGAAUUUCCUAGGUUUUUUUUUUGGAAGAUGCACGGAUAUGUUGUUGGUAGGAGUCAUUUAGGCAGUUGUACAUAUUAUGUCCCACUAUUAACCAGUCACCUCUUCAGCCCCCAUGUGCACACACUCACUGUGCCCCACCAGUCCUUCUCCAGAAUACCUCCCAAGCCAUGCCCCCGACCCACUGAAAAUGUUCCCCCCUAAAACCUGGCACCCUCCCCACUACUGUACCCAGGUCUCCUCAACACAAGCAGGGAAUGCAUCUCCCUAAAGCCUUGACUCCCUGGCAUACUGUAGUAGGAAGAGAGCCUGAGACAUAAGCCCUUAUAUCAGAGGCCUGGUAUGAGGCAGGACCUGCUCACAGAAUCUGGCAAGACCAGGGCUAAUAUUGCAGAAAUACACAUUCCUAAGAAGUGCAAGUCACAAAGUACUCAUGCAAACACAUCCUAAUAUCAAGUGGUAACAGAACAUCCUAAUAUCAAAGAUGGUAUAAAAACUUUCCCCAAGGAUAACAGGAACACACUGACCCUGCCUUAAAGAUAAGGCCGGGAUGACAGUACGUAAUAAAAAUGUUUUAAUCGAAUCAACAGGUACAGGGUGAUGGGUAAUAACUAGCUACGUCAGGGGGCAGUAACUAACUAUGUCAGAGGGGCAGUACUAACUUGUUUGUAUUGGGGUAUAAAGAUGUAUCUCAGAGCAAGUAUCUUUGUCUAGCCUAGGGAGGAAUGGAAAGUCCCGCUGUUCACUGAGCUGGUCCAUUGUUACAGGCAUACAUGUAUUAGUGGUCUGGUAGAGUCUGCAGGAUGCCAGUACCAUGCUUCGUCGACAAUAAACCUGGGUGGGUGCCUUCGUCCCUUCCCGAAUCUUGUGGUCAUUGGAGGGGUUCACUCGAGGUCUGCCGUGCCAGCCAUCUGCACAGGGCUGGGGCAGCACACAGAAGGAACACACACACACAGCCAAACAUCUGUCAACAUCUAACCACACAUAUCAAUGUUUCUAUUGCUGUUACUUCCCUCCUCUUAUAACCUGACUCAUAUCCAGGGCCUGGCGUGAAGGACAACUAUGUGACAGUGGAAAAGUUCUGGGGUGCUGGAAGGUUGGGCUCCACUGGCAGAAUUGGGGGGUGCCGUGUCUCCCUUACCUGAACCCCCAACCUCUUUCACCUCGCCUAUCAUCCAUCCCCGUUUACCCCUCCCCAUAAUCCUUUCCCCUUUCUACACACCCACUCCACUGCCACCUAAUACACAUUCCUUCCCAGGAUGCAUUCACUUGUCUAAUUUUUUCCCUCCAAAGACUUCAAUUAUAUCCCCCCCAAAAUAAAAUUAUCACCCAUGACUCACAAUCACAGCAACCUCCAGGCACUCCGUCCAAAGCUCUUUUUGUCUUCGGUGGGGGCUUGUGAUUAACUUACCCUUCGAUAUGUUGAUUGAAAGAUGAGCUCACAUCAGCUAUCAAGAAGCGUGAGAGUCAUCCAGCCAUUAGAACCUUUCAGUUUAACAGUACAAGGCAUCAGAAAUAAACUGUGCUUGGAGGGACAAAAUCUUGGGAACCCCUUGGUCAAGUGACCCCAAAUUUGAGUCACUAAAGCUGUCCCACAUCCCCACAAGGCACACCACAUUUCAAAGGAAUCCAACUAACCUUUUGGAUUUUAGAGCACUUACUGCAGUCGAGCUUUAAAGCUUAGAAAAUGGCAGAGCUGGAACCCUCUCGAGCUGUUUUUCUGCAUUGACAUGUGCACAGUGCAAAAAUAUACAUUUUCUUAAAUACCGUUCUCAAGCUGGGUCCGCCGAAGAUUUAGGGGGUACCAUGCACUACCUUGGGUAAAGCUCAAUAGACUGAGACCAUUUUGACUCAGAGCUCAUCAACGGUUUCUUCAACUCUGGGCAAAAAAUUCCCCCAAAACCAAAACCAUACAACCCCCCUACAAACGUCUUUAAAAAUGGCUAUUUUUUCAGGGAUUAUAUCUCCAGAACCCCUGGCUCUAAUUGACUACAAGUUUAGGUCAUUAACCCUACCCUGCUCCCUCCAGAAGAACACCAAAUCUCAGACAAACGCAAUGACACACAUCAAUUUUAGAAGACUUAGAAAGGCUGAUCUUAAAUAAAUAUCAUGAUGCAACUUUAACUACAAUCUUACUCCCUUACCACUAUAAUAUUCCAAAUGCCCUUGCUAACCAGUGUGCAUGAGGACAUCAUUUAGCAUAGAAAUAAGUAAUAAAUGUAUCUUGUUAGUAUAUUUAGGCUCUGCGACAUCCUUCCGGCAACACCUGAUUUACUAGCUUCAGUGGUCACCAUUAUAAAGUCAAUGUGUACCUUUAGUCGACAUGUAAAAUCUAAAAUACUACAGUUAUUUCCUAUUCUAAGCAUAUGGGAAAUGGCAAUGGUAUGUUCACUUAUAUUGUGUGGUAAAUGUUGGCAUAGGUUGAUUUUCUAAAUGGUAACCAUAGAUACCAUGGGUUGUGAUGACACUUGUGUUAUUUGAUGUCAUAGAAUUAUGCCUGCUGGGUAGAAUGUAGCUAGCAAGCCAGGAAGUGCCAUGAGGAAGAUUUCACAGCAUGUAAAAUAAGUGUUUAAGUGGUUAAAAUGUAAUUCUGAAUAGGAGGUGUGGGGGGAAGGAGCGUGCUCAGUACAGCAUCUUUGUAGAAUAAAAUUGCCAGCCUCUAACCAACCUCUAUGGAGCAGGUGAGAACUACGAUUUUCAGAGGCUUAUAGCUUGACUGAGUUUGGGUGGAGUUUUCCAGGGAUGGCAAAAGGCAAAACUAGCGUGAUGCCUUUGCCAAAUUUCAAGUCCCUGCUCCAAAGCAUAGAGUCGCUAGAGCUUCUCAAUGAAACAGUUGUAAAAAAAUUUUAAUAUGGGCAAAAAGAGGUAUUUUUUUCCUGACCUCAUUCUCAGAAAUAGCAGAACCAUUUUAGCUUUUUUUUUUAAUUCAUCCUGAGGCAGAUACUUGGCCUAUGAAAUUUCAGCCUAAACGGUUAAAGUUUGGUAAAGUUAUAAGGAAUUAAAAACAGGGCUUUAGAAUGAGAAAUGUCAAUCAAUCUUAAAUAUAGGCAUAGUGUGUGUGUAUAGUACUGUCAUUGUUCACAUGCCAUGAAAAAUGGUUUCAACAUGCUGGCUUAGGAGAAGAUUUAAAUA
Messenger RNA from Mauremys mutica (yellowpond turtle), 7546 nucleotides. It is a transcript of the gene CCDC198, whose product is annotated as coiled-coil domain containing 198. The record is from RefSeq and is a predicted model, not a curated record. The coding region runs from base 143 to 1069 and encodes 308 amino acids. NCBI's taxonomy places the organism in Eukaryota, Metazoa, Chordata, Testudines, Geoemydidae. The transcript has 6 exons.